AUGUUGGAUGUUGAUGAAAAAAACGGAGAACGUGCAAGUAAAGAAUUAAAUGACGAAUGUUGUCGUGAUUGCACUUGUUUCCAUAAAGUAGACGUAACUUGCCAUGAAGAAUUCGAAGAAGCUUUCAAAAAUUGCCUAAAAUGGGUGAGAAAAUUAGACCUCGUGUUCAAUAACGCUGGUAUCUUAAAUGACCAUAAAUGGAAAGAAACCGUUGCAAUCAAUACCACUGGAAUGAUUCGUGGAACAAUGUUCGCUUUCAAAUAUAUGGGCAUAGAUCAAGGUGGAUGUGGUGGUAUAGUCGUCAACAAUGCAUCAAUUUUGGGUUUACAACCAUUAGCGGGUUCUCCUGUUUAUUGUGGCACCAAACAUGCAGCUGUUGGAAUGACUCGUUCAUGGGGAACUCCAUUCUGGUAUGACCGAACUGGAAUUAAAUUUAUGGCAAUUCUUCCAGGUGUUACUGAUACUAAUAUGAUUACUGGAGCUCAUGGACCUGACGAUCCCUUAACUAAAGAACUAGCUAGAGGAUUGGAUUCUUUAGCCCCUCAACCGGUUGACAAGAUUGGUGAUCAUUUUGCGACAAUAAUAACACAAGGAUCCAAUGGUUCGCUGUGGGUAUCUGAAAACGGUGAAACAUAUGAGGUUGAAAUUCCUGAUAGAUCAGCACUUAAACAUAUUAAAUAA
Chrysoperla carnea is the source of this 681-nucleotide messenger RNA. Its product is annotated as alcohol dehydrogenase 1-like. The transcript is spliced from 4 exons. The coding region runs from base 1 to 681 and encodes 226 amino acids. Lineage: Eukaryota; Metazoa; Arthropoda; Insecta; Neuroptera; Chrysopidae. The record is from RefSeq and is a predicted model, not a curated record. Gene Ontology annotation, molecular function: oxidoreductase activity, acting on the CH-OH group of donors, NAD or NADP as acceptor. Gene Ontology annotation, cellular component: cytoplasm.